UUUUACAGAGAAGAGAGAGAGAGGUUCGUAACACUAUCAAAGAGGAAAGAGAGAGAAGAAGAUGGAGGAUUUGAAGAAGAGAAAGCUUGACGAUGAAACGGGCAACGAUCAAUUUUCGUCGAACCUUUCAGAAGAACAGUUGCGUUCGCUGCUUGACCCCCUCGCCAAAGCCCAGUUGGUCGAUCUCCUCGCAAAACUAGGUUGCCAAUAUCCUUCUAUUGCUGAAGAAAUUGGAAGUCUUGCGAGUGCAGAUCCAGCCCAUCGAAAGCUUUUUGUUCGUGGCUUGGCCUGGAAUACUACCUCAGAAACCUUGUGUGCUGCAUUUCAAGUGCAUGGAGAAAUAGAAGAGGGGGCUGUGAUCAUUGACAAAGCAACAGGAAAAUCACGUGGUUAUGGUUUCAUUACCUACAAAGAUAUAGAGUCGGCUCAAAAUGCACUGACGGCACCCAGCAAAUUGAUUGAUGGUCGUUUGGCUGCUUGUAACCUAGCUUGCGAGGGCUUAAGCAGCACAAGUGUUACACCUGAUAUAGCGCAGCGAAAGCUUUAUGUUGGGCGCUUGUCACCGGAUACUACAAGUGAGAUGCUACUCUUUUUCUUUGGAAGGCAUGGCGAGAUAGAAGAGGGUUCAGUUGCAUAUGACAAAGAGACAAACAAAUCACGUGGUUUUGGCUUCGUUACAUACAAGACGUUGGAAGCAGCAAAGAAGGCUAUAGAUGAUCCACAAAAGACCCUUGGGGGGAGGACAAUUACUGUGAAGCUUGCUGAUAACCACAGAGGCAGAGUAGCGCAAACACAGAUACCAUCAUCAUCAAUUGUUCCGGUACCUGUACCCCUGGCAUCUGGAUACCCACAAGCUGGAAGAGCAUAUUCCAGCACUGCCCUUGUUGCCUACACAUACCCUCAAUCUGGGGCGACAUAUCCUACUUCUGCUUACCAGAGUCCUCCCGCAGCAGCUGCUCCUUACGCAACCCAACCUCGGAUUUCAUACCCCUCGUUUGCAGUGAAUAAAGAUUCACUUGGACCUACACCAGCAACACCUGCAGGGUCAGGUGGGUACCUAUGUUACAUUCCAAAACAAUGAAAUAUACGGAGUACAAAAGAAGCAUGGUAUGGUGGUAUUUAACCUCCACCCCCACUUCUUUUCAUUUUCCUUCUACUGUAUUAACUCAGCACCGCCAUCACCACCACUGCUAUGUACUAUUAUUUUUUGUUUGUCAUUUACUAGUUAUCAUUUGACUUU
Cornus florida is the source of this 1240-nucleotide messenger RNA. RefSeq names its product UBP1-associated protein 2A-like. NCBI's taxonomy places the organism in Eukaryota, Viridiplantae, Streptophyta, Magnoliopsida, Cornales, Cornaceae. Bases 62 to 1081 code for a protein of 339 amino acids. The record is from RefSeq and is a predicted model, not a curated record. Gene Ontology annotation, molecular function: RNA binding. The transcript has 6 exons.